CACCGGGACAAGCCCUUGUUUCUCUUUUCUUUCUGCAUUCACCCCCCCGAGGAUCUCACUCAUGACUGAAACAUCAUUUGAGGGGUGAUCACCUCCAGAUCCCCAGCUGGACAAGCCUCACAUCGUCUGGGGGCCUCAGUAUCUUCACCUGCGGCGUCCAGUGGGGGUGGGAGCAAGAUGGCUUCCCAGCCCCCGCCUCACCCGGACAUCACUUGAUGCCCAAGUUCCCCUUCUGUGCGCGGCCGCAGCUCUCACUCACCCUCCGGCUUCCUGUCGGGGCUUCCUCAGCCCCACCCCACAUUUGGACAUUUGGAGCAUUUCCUUCCCUGACAGCGGGACCUGGGACCGGGCUGGGGCCCUGGUGGAUGGAGACAUGCUGCCCCUGCUGCUGCUGCCCCUGCUGUGGGGGGGAGGAGCCAGGGUACGAGCUGCAAGUGCAGAAGUCGGUGACGGUGCAGGAGGGCCUGUGCGUCUUUGUGCCCUGCUCCUUCUCUUACCCCUGGAGUUCCUGGUAUUCCUCUCCCCCACUCUACGUCUACUGGUUCCGGGACGGGGAGAGCCAAUACUACAGUCAGGCUGUGGCCACAAACAACCCAGGCAGAGGAGUGAAGCCAGAGACACGGGGCCGAUUCCGCCUCCUUGGGGACGUCUGGAAGAAGAACUGCUCACUGAGCAUUGGAGAUGCCAGAAUGCGGGACACGGGAAGCUAUUUCUUCUACAUGGAGAGAGGAAAUGAUGUAAGACACAGCUACCAACAGAAUAAGCUGAACUUGGAGGUGACAGCCCUGAAAGAGAAACCCGACAUCCACUUUCUGGAGCCUCUGGAGUCCGGCCGCCCCACAAGGCUGAGCUGCAGCCUUCCAGGAUCCUGUGAAGCGGAACGACCUCUCACAUUCUCCUGGACAUGGAAUGCCCUCAGCCCCCUGGACCCUGAGACCACCCGCUCCUCGGAGCUCACCCUCACCCCGAGGCCCGAGGACCAUGGCACCAACCUCACCUGUCAGGUGAAACGCCAAGGAGCUCAGAUGACCACGGAGAGAACUGUCCAGCUCAAUGUCUCCUAUGCUCCACAGAACAUCACCAUCUUCAGGAACGGCACAGCCCUAGAGAUCGUACAAAACACCUCGACCCUUCCGGUCCUGGAAGGCCAGCCUCUGCAGCUGCUCUGUGAUGCUCCCAGCAACCCCCCUGCACACCUGAGCUGGUUCCAGGGCUCCCCUGCCCCAAACACCACCCCCAUCUCCAAUACCGGGAUCUUGGAGCUUCGUCGAGUAGGGUCUGCAGAAGAAGGAGGCUUCACCUGCCGCGCUCAGCACCCGCUGGGCUCCCUGCAAAUUUUUCUGAAUCUCUCAGUUUACUGGAGAUCGAACCUCAGGACAGGAGUGGUUCCUGCAGCCCUUGGUGGUGCUGGUGUCAUGGCCCUGCUCUGUAUCUGUCUGUGCCUCAUCUUCUUUUUAAUAGUGAAAGCCCGCAGGAAGCAAGCAGCUGGGAGACCAGAGAAAAUGGAUGAUGAAGACCCCAUUAUGGGUACCAUCACCUCGGGUUCCAGGAAGAAGCCCUGGCCAGACAGCCCCGGAGACCAAGCAUCUCCUCCUGGGGAUGCCCCUCCCUUGGAAGAACAAAAGGAGCUCCAUUAUGCCUCCCUUAGUUUUUCUGAGAUGAAGUUGAGGGAGCCUAAGGAUCAGGAGGCCCCAAGCACCACGGAGUACUCGGAGAUCAAGACAAGCAAGUGAGGAUUUGCCCAGAGUUCAGUCCUGGCUGGAGGAGCCACAGCCUGUCUGGGGGAAAGGACAAGUCAGGGACCACUUGCUGAAGCACGAAGAGACCUUGUGGCAAUGUUAACAUUAACUGAUGUUUAAGUGCUCCAAGCAGAGCAGAAAGAAGACAGAUGAUGGAAUUAGAGAGGUGGGCUCAAACCUAGGCCCUGGCACUGUCAUCAAGCAAUUCACUGCAUCCCUCUGUGCCUCAGUUUCCCAUUCUGUAAAUCAGAGAUCAUGCAUGUUACCUCAAAGGUUGUUGUGAACAUUAAAGAAAUCAACACAUGGAAAUCAACCAACAUGGGUCCUCGCACAGGGUGUUGUGCUCAGUGCUUUCUGGUCUAUCUUCCUUGAACAGGAAGGUCCUGCUGGCAAGUUCUUUCAAGGCUGGGGAUGACCAGGCACAAAAAACAGGGCAGCAAUAUGUUGGUGUCACUCCCCUUCCCAAAACUUUUCAAAGACUCCCUAAGAAAGACCAGCCCCUCAGCCUGGCACUUGGUUCAUGAUGUGGGAUCUUAUAUCCUUGCCAGGGUCAUAUCUUUGCCCACUUUUACCUGCAAUCCUUGCAUCAUAUUCCAUUGGCUCCAGUCCUUCAUUUAUGAGACCCAUAGGAAUCCUCCCAACAGCCAAAGAGUUGAGUCUAACUCUUUCCUGCCCAAACCCAUUCAUGGCCCCCUGGCCUUAGACAAUAUAUCACAAGCAUCUCCCCUGACACUUAAAGUCCUUCGUGACCUCCCUGCUAUCUAUUCAUUUAUAGUUUCCUCUUGGCCAACCCUUCCUUAAGCCUUUCAUGCUGGUUCAUACCACACUGUCUUUGCAAUUUGACAUUCCUCCUCCUGGAAGCCAUGCCUCCUUGCUUUCAUCUGGCUUACACUAUCUUUUCCUCCAAACAUGAGUU
Molecule: messenger RNA, 2655 nt
Organism: Pongo pygmaeus (Bornean orangutan)
Lineage: Eukaryota; Metazoa; Chordata; Mammalia; Primates; Hominidae
Product: sialic acid-binding Ig-like lectin 5
Exons: 8
Coding region: 216-1733 (505 amino acids)
Biological process (GO): cell adhesion
Cellular component (GO): plasma membrane
Molecular function (GO): sialic acid binding
Source: RefSeq, a predicted model, not a curated record